Molecule: messenger RNA, 1358 nt
Organism: Drosophila sulfurigaster albostrigata
Lineage: Eukaryota; Metazoa; Arthropoda; Insecta; Diptera; Drosophilidae
Gene: Klf15
Product: Krueppel-like factor 15
Exons: 1
Coding region: 152-1174 (340 amino acids)
Biological process (GO): regulation of transcription by RNA polymerase II
Molecular function (GO): DNA-binding transcription factor activity, RNA polymerase II-specific; RNA polymerase II cis-regulatory region sequence-specific DNA binding
Source: RefSeq, a predicted model, not a curated record
UGGUGUUGUUGGUGUUGUGCCGUAGAAUACACGGCAUCGAGAGUUCAUUUCAUUUCUCAGUCGAAGUCAGCAAUCAAGCGUGACCAGAUUUAAUUCCAGCUCGUAUGCAUAAAUAUUUGGACAGCGCCGUGGAAGCAGCUCAUUUGUUAUCAUGGAGUUCUUUGCGACAGGCGAAUUCCAGCAGCUCUACAGCCAACUGGAUGACUCGACCAUGCCAAUGGUUGCUGGCGAUGGCGAUGGCGAUGGCGAUGGCGAUCUCUACGAUGCUUUUCCCCAACACCAACACCAAUAUCAACACCAACAGCAGCAGCCACAACAACUGUUGGAGCUGCCUUCGGCUAAUAAUCUGGAAUGUUGCUACGCAGAUGUUAACUUUGGCAAUGGCUAUGAGCCGGGCGGCAUGGAUUACUAUGGCAUCAUAACACUCGACAGCAACAACACUCACAAUCACAAUCACAAUCAACUCAACAACUGUGCGGAUGAUGCGCUGCUCUUUGACUUUAGCCACGAUCCGGAUGCAACGUUAGUGUCCAUUUCAUCAGCAUGUGUAUCUGCAUCUGCAUCUGCAUCUGCAUCGCCGCCAGAGCUCAGCGAUUGGGAGCAGCGACUGCUCGAUAAUUUUGUGGAAAUACCCGAACUAAUUGACAUACUUCCCGAGCGAACGCCGCUCUGCACAGACAUGUGCGACAGCUUCCUCCAGGAGAGCAACGACAAUCUGCGCCUGGCCACGCCCACUUCCCCAGCUGCGGAUACGCCUUCAUCGGCUGCCGCUGUGCCGCUGCAGCUCGGACAGAAUGCCGCCGGGGAGAAGGGAUAUCUGUGCACCUUUGGCAGCUGCGAGAAACUCUACGCCAAGCCCGCCCACCUCAAGGCCCAUCUCCGUCGACAUCUCGGCGAGAAGCCUUACGCCUGCAGUUGGCCCGACUGCAGUUGGCGCUUCUCCCGCUCCGAUGAAUUGGCCCGCCAUCGACGCUCGCACUCGGGUGUCAAGCCCUACAAGUGUGACUACUGCAACAAGUGUUUCGCCCGCUCCGAUCAUCUCACCAAGCAUCGCAAGGUUCACGAGCGCCGUCUCCUGGCUGUCACCAGAUCCGGCAAGCUCCUGCCCAACGGUUCGCUGCCCCAAAGUGUCUACGCCGUGCGUCCGGGUCGCAAGCGCAAGAAUCAGCUUUGACAACUCAUCCAAAAGUGUUAUUGAAUCUUGUUUUGUGCCUAAAUGUGUAAUGAAAAAGCGAGGCUGCAAAUGAAUUGAAGGUGAAUAAAAUAUAUGAAAUUAAAUUACAAUUUAAAGCUAACUAUGUAACUAGAUAAACAUUAUAAAGUAUUUGAUAAUUUAAACUUGUAAUGAAAACCACUAA